AUGAAGGGUCUGAUUAUGAACUGCAUGGAGAAGAAGACGCAGGCUUAUGAGCUCGUGCGGAAGGGGCUUAAGUUCGACCUGUCGUCCCACGUGUGCUGGCACGUGUACGGGCUGCUGUACCGGUCGGACCGGGAGUAUCGAGACGCCAUUAAGUGCUACCUCAACGCCCUGCGCAUCGACCCCAACAACCAGCAGAUCCUCAAAGACCUCUCGCUGCUGCAGGUGCAAAUGCGGGACACGGCGGGGUUUGUGGAGUCACGGCGGCAGCUGCUGACCUUCAAGCCCAACCACCGCGCCAACUGGAUCGCCUUUGCUGUCGCCAACCACAUCAACGGCAGGCUGGACGUGGCGUCUCAGAUCCUGUCAGCCUAUGAGGGCACUCUGGAGGACGAGUCUCCUCCGGACGGGGAGAAGUACGAGCACAGCGAGAUGCUGCUUUAUAAGGUGUCACUGCUGGCAGAAGCAGGCAAGCACGCGGAGGCCUUGGAGGAGCUGGGCAAGAAGCAGCGCCACAUCGUGGACAAGCUGGGAGUGAGGGAGCACCGGGCGGAGCUGCUGCACCUUACAGGGCGUAGCGAGGAGGCUAGAAGCGAGUACGAAGCUCUGCUGGCCAUCAACCCGGACAACUACAAGCACUACGAGGGGCUGCAGGCGUGCAUGGGGCUGAAAGCGAGUGCUGCGGAUGGCAGUUAUACGCCGGAGCAGCUGGCGCAGCUAACGGAGCUGUUCAAAGGGCUGCAGGAGAAAUACCCCAAGUCCGCUGCUGCUAAGAGAAUACCGCUGGACUUUCUCCAAGGGGCAGACUUCGAGGCAGCCUUGCAGCCACACGUGAGGCGGUUCAUCCGCAAGGGCAUCCCCUCGCUCUUCUCCGACCUUGAACCGCUCUACGACCAGCCAGGCAAGGCGGACAUCAUGGACAAGGUCUUCACAGCCAUGCUCCACUCCAUUCGCUCCUCCGGAAAAUUCCCUCCUCUCAGUGACUCGUCAGCAGAAGAGGACAAAGAAAACCCCUCUGUGCUUCUCUGGCUGCUGUAUCUUAUGGCUCAGCAUCUGGACAGGAGGGGCAAGGUGGAGGAGGCAUUGGCGAUCGUAGACGAGGCGAUUGCUCACACGCCCACACUCAUGGAUGCCUACCUGGUCAAGGCGCGUAUUCUGGACAGGGCGGGGGACUUCACAGCAGCAGCGCGGCUGGCAGACGAGGCAAGGAGCUUGGACCUGGCGGACAGAUACCUCAACUCGGAGGCCGUCAGGCACAUGCUCAGGGCCGACCAGGUGGAUCUAGCAGAGAAAACAGCAGCGCUCUUCACCAAGCACGGCGACCAGCAUGAGAACCUCUUCGACAUGCAGUGCAUGUGGUACGAGCUGGCGGGUGGAGACAGCUACCUGCGGCAGAAGAACUACGGGCGGGCCUUGAAGAACUACCUCUCAGUGCACAAGCACUACAAUGACAUGAUCGAGGAUCAGUUCGACUUCCACACCUACUGUCUGCGCAAGAUGACCCUCAGGGCCUACGUCGCCACUCUCCGCUGGGAGGACCAUCUUCACGCCUCGCCCUUCUUCUGCCAGGGCGCCGUGGGCGCUGUGCGGUGCUAUGUGGCUCUGCAUGACCGGCCGGUGGUGAGGGAGGAGGCGAAGGAGGAGGACAAGGCCAAGAUGAGCGGGGCGGAGCGGAAGAGACUGCAGAAGGAGCAACGGAGGAAGAAGGAGGAAGAGGAGGCAGCAGCAGCUGCUGCAGCGGCGGCAGCGGCAGCAGCAGCCAAGGCAGCCAAGAAGGGAGGUUCGGCCAAGCCUGUCGAUGCCGACCCUGAUGGGGUGAAGCUCACUGAGGUGGAGGACAAGCUAGCAGAGGCCUCCAAGCACCUCUCGCUGCUGCUGCAGCAUGCCGGAUCGGAGCUCUCGUCGCUGCAAGUGGCGUUUGAUGUGUUCUCGCGGAAAAAGAAGCUCCUGCUGUGCCUGCAGGUGGUGCGGCGGUUGCUCAAAGAACAUCCACAUGCACCCCUUACACACUCGUGCCUGGUUCGGUUCUUCCUCACAGUGCGUGACCUUCCCCCGGCAGAAUCAGAAUCAGAUAAAAUCGUCCGCGCAGUCAUCGAAGCUGAGAGGGCUGAUCUGGGUAUAUCUGAAAACCUGUCAGCAAGCUUGCAAGAAUGCAACGAGGCCUUUUUGGAGGCACACAGAGAUAGCUUGGCGCACAGGGCAGCAGCAGCGGAGGCCAUGGCCAUGCUGGAUCCCUCCCUCAAGGCGCGCGCCACUGCCGUCAUCCACGACUCGCAAGAGCCCCUGGCGAAGAGUGGCGGAGCAUUGGCGGAGGGAGUGGGCGAGUGGUCCCUAGACCAGUGCACGGCGGUGCAUCGGCUGCUGCAGGAAGGCCCUCUUGCUGAUGAGGCGGCUGCACAAAGAUGGAACGACCGGUGUGCGGAGCGAUUUCCCUACUCGCAGCAUUUCGAGGGCAGCAAGAGCUCCGCGAAAGCACCACCACCGGUGGCUGAUGGCGGUGAUGAGGACGGGGAGGAGGGCAGUGCUGCUGGUGCUGCUGCUGGGGAGAACGGGGUGGUGGAGUAG
Closterium sp. NIES-65 is the source of this 2562-nucleotide messenger RNA. The record is from the annotation of a GenBank genome assembly. NCBI's taxonomy places the organism in Eukaryota, Viridiplantae, Streptophyta, Zygnematophyceae, Desmidiales, Closteriaceae.